AUGCGUCAAGAAGCCAAACGAAUAGCAAAGAAGUGUACUAAGCUACCUCUCAGAUCAAGCCUUCCAAAAAAUAUUAAGAAUAUAUUUACCAAAGACUAUAAAUAUAAGUCUCUCGAUCAGGAUACCCUUAGAAUACUUCUGAGUUAUUACAAUCCAUUGUUUAAAAAAAAAGAAAGUAUACCAAAUGUACAAGAGAGAUUAUAUUUAUUAAAUUUCCUAUAUCAAAAAAAGCAUUACAAUAACGUCAUCAAUCUUUGCCAUUAUUAUAUCCUGAGUUCCUCUGGCAAGAAUCAGAAUGGUAAUUCAGAAGAUCUUUGGUUUACUGAAUUAAAAUACUAUUUAGGUGCCCUUGCUAAGAAAAAUCACUGGGUUGUUUUAGAUGGUAAAAUAAAUUUCAUUAUAAAAAGGUACUCGAAAUCAAAGCCAGAAGCCGUAGAAAAACUUAUCCUUUCCACUCUUGGCAAAAUAUUUUCAAGCAAUGAUUUAUCCGUAAGAGAUGCUCUGUUUAGAUGGUGUCAAUGGACUACAGCAUUUUAUGGGCAUUGUAAGUUUACUAAGCCAAAUAGACACUCUAAAAUUACUAAGGGAUUGAUUUAUUAUAUAAAUAAGAUACAUAUGCGAGAAAAAUCGUCUGGACCUAUUAUUUGCAACGCCUUAGAUUGGAUUAAAUCUACGAAAAGUAUAACAUUGUCUAAUCAACUAUCCACUACGCUAAUCUCUAUACUUACUCAGCUUGAGCUGUAUAAACUUGCAGAACUUGUCUGGAAUUAUAAACUCAAUAAUCAACUAAAUGUUGUUGCAUCUGAUUUAACAUGUAUAUUAAGGAUUUAUAGACGGCUCGAAAAAUACAGUUUAGUUGUCACUACAUAUGAGCAACAUCCUGAGAUUCACACUGAAAACCAACAAUUUGAUUAUGUACUUAUUGCAAAAGCUCAAUUAAAAGACUGGAGUGGUCUUCGAGCUCAAUUUGAUGCGUUAUUUGGUAUAGGUGAAUUGCCUAGUCUGAGGCAUUAUGGUACUGUGAUGUAUGCAAUUGCUACUGAGGGAGAUAUUGAAUCAGUAGAUAAACUUUAUGUUCAAUUAUUGCACAGAGGAUUUAAGCCAGAUUAUGCUAUAUUGCAAGCUUUAUUGUUUGCACAUUACUCAGUAGGUGAUAUGAAUGGCUGCCUUUCACAAUAUGAAUUGUUUCGAAAAUAUUCAGUAAAGCCAUCACCUUCUACAAUAGCAAUAAUGUUAAAAGUUCAUAUGAAAAUAAGCGGUAUUGACGGGGCUUUAAAAUUCCUGAAGAGAAUUUUAGAUUCUGACCCGGAUUUAAUCGAUGAAAAACAUUUUAGUUCUUUAAUAAAUAUGUGCUCAACAACUACCAACUACUUAAUUGCAGAAGAACUAUUCCAUGUUAUGAAAGAUGAUUAUAAUUUGAUCCCUACCAGCUCAUCAAUAGCUUCAUUGAUGCAAGUUUAUAUUGAAAGCAAACUUUAUGAAAAAGCUCAAUUAUUGUACAGUCAGUAUAUUAAUUCAACAGAGGUCGGUAUCAACCGACUACGCAUUUAUAACAAAGGGCUGCUUCUUCAGAUAGCGAUGAAAAGUGAGAUUGGUUAUCAAGCAAUAUUAAAUCGUAUUAAGUCGGACCAUUUAAAACUAAAUGAAGAAUCAUAUUUUGCAAUAUUAUCAUAUCAUAUAAAACUGAAAAAGGAUUAUAUAGUUGCAGAACAACUUCUUAUGAAAUUAUUGGAAAAUCCUAUGUUACAAAUAACCUCACGGCAUUUUAAUCUGUUAUUUAAAGCAUAUGAUUAUAUAUCUAAUAGAGAAGGUGUGUUUCGACUUUAUAAGACAAUGACUAGUAAUGGUAUUUUACUAAAUUCUUCCAUUUUAUUUUAUAUUAUAAAGUCUACUUUCAAAAUUCAACUUAGAUCUCAAAAGCAACUUGAUCAAAGUAUAGCAUUAGUUCAACAUAUUCUAGGCCAUGCUUCACGAGGAACUCUAGAUAUACCAAUACCAUUCUUACAUCCUUCAAUUGUAGCAUGGCCAAUGAGAAUGAUUGCUCGAUAUGACAAUCCAGAAAAGGCCUUUCAGCUUUUGAAUCAAUAUAAUAAAUUAUUCUAUAAGCAUGAUGAUUAUUCUGCAAAUAACAAGUUCGUCAUUAUGAGAUCUCAGUUGGUAAUCUAUGCUACUCUAGAGCAAUGGGAUACAUUCGGAAAUCUAUUCGAUGUAUAUUGGCAAACAAUUCUGAAUUACUCAUCUCGGCCAUCUGCCACAGUGCCAAAUUUAAAAGCUAAUACUCUAAUGAAAGAUUUAUUUUAUUAUAAGGUACGCCAUUUGGCAGCAACGAAUUCUAUCUCAGAGCUACCAAAAUGGUUAGAAACCCUUGAAGAGCAUGGGUUGGUAUUAGAUAACACAUCGUGGAAUGAAGCUGUUCGGUACUUAUUCAGUAAUCCUAAUACAAUUUCAGUUGGGUUAAAAUAUGUCAACUCUAAGCUAAUACAUGGUUUUAAUAUAAUUCAUAAAUUGAGAUUAGCCAAAAAGCAUCAAAAUGAAAGUGGUAGUGGUCAAAUUACAAAUUGGCUACUUUCUAAGAGGCAAGAAAAUCCAAAGAGUUACGUACCCACAUUAUACAUAAAAUCAGAUGUUUACCAUGAAUUAAUGGAGCUACUUGAUAAAUACUUGAAUUAUGUUCCUGAUCUGGAAUCAAAAGUGAAGAACUUUGCCGAGCAAUAUCCUUAUUUUAUGAAAUCAUAUUUACUUUCGAAGAGGACUAACGUAGCCCAUUGGGAAGUUAUAGAAACAAAAUACAAAGAACAACUCCAAUUUAUUCGUUCAACUAAAAGAAUUUUAUCAAAAGAAUCUUGGUAA
This is a messenger RNA of Henningerozyma blattae CBS 6284, 2850 nucleotides long. It is a transcript of the gene PET309, whose product is annotated as Pet309p. The coding region runs from base 1 to 2850 and encodes 949 amino acids. The record is from RefSeq and is a predicted model, not a curated record. The transcript has a single exon. Lineage: Eukaryota; Fungi; Ascomycota; Saccharomycetes; Saccharomycetales; Saccharomycetaceae. Gene Ontology annotation, molecular function: protein binding.